GAGAGAGAGAGAGAGAGAGAGAGAGAGAGAGAGAGAGAGAGAGAGAGAUGGCCAACAAUACCCAUAGGAUCAGGAAGAAGUUGGCCAACAAUACCCAUAGGAUCAGGAAGAGGUUUGCGUUGAGGAGGAGAAAGCUUCAGAUCUUACAAAUCCUAGCCAACUCAAAAUCUGUAAGGAAGAGUUCAUUGGUUUCGGAUUAUUUAACCAACAUAUGCAAGCUCAAGCUCAAGUUGGAAGCUAUCCGAAGAGAGUACUCAAACCUUAUAGCUGUGAAGAAACGAUGCCUACUCCUCCUCGAGAAUAUGAGGGAACCCAAGGUGAAGGUACAAAAAAUUGGGGACAAAUUCGAAGUGAAAGUCGAAUGUGAGAGAAGAGAAGAUGGGCUUGUUUCAAUCUUGGAAGUCCUAGAGGAAAUGGGUCUUGAUGUUUUGCAAGCUACGGUUUCUUGCGACCAUUUUUUCUCUAUGGAAGCUCUGGUUGUUGCUCAAGAUCAAGCCCUGGAGGCUAGUGAUGUCGCUCAAGCAAUUCUUAAAGCUAUUGAGAAGCAAGUUGGAGAAGAUCUUGUGACCUAACUUUAGUCUAUUGAUCUUCCGGGGAUUUAAGUAAUAUGCUAUAGAAACAAAAUAUUUACAAGUAUUGACAAGCAAAAAAUUCUACGUGGCCUUGUAUCAUUUGUUGUGACACGAAUCAUGUCCUUUGGCGACGAGAAUGAACAAAUGAUACGUGACCACGCGUCAAUAUCUUGUAGUAAUUUUGCAUCUCUUGUAUUUGCCAGUAAGUCCAUGGCUACUAAAGUCAGUUCUUUCUCUUCUUC
This is a messenger RNA of Eucalyptus grandis, 814 nucleotides long. RefSeq lists its product as uncharacterized. Gene Ontology annotation, biological process: regulation of DNA-templated transcription. The coding region runs from base 48 to 572 and encodes 174 amino acids. Gene Ontology annotation, cellular component: nucleus. The transcript has 3 exons. Gene Ontology annotation, molecular function: sequence-specific DNA binding; DNA-binding transcription factor activity. NCBI's taxonomy places the organism in Eukaryota, Viridiplantae, Streptophyta, Magnoliopsida, Myrtales, Myrtaceae. The record is from RefSeq and is a predicted model, not a curated record.